CGCCGUUGGAGCAGCCCUGGAGCCGCCGAGCCCGGCUCUGGCGCUUCCCCGCGUCGCAGCCAAGUGCUUGUUGCCAUGGAGAUCGUGUACGUGUACCUGAAGAAGCGCAGCGAGUUCGGGAAGCAAUGCAACUUCUCGGACCGCCAGGCGGAGCUGAACAUCGACAUCCCGCCCAACCCCGAGCUGGCCGAGCAGUUCGUGGAGCGGAACCCCGUCGACACGGGCGUCCAGUGCUCCACCAGCAUGUCCGAACACGAGGCCAACACCGAUCGGUUCGAGAUGGAGACCCGGGGGAUCAAUCACGUCGAGGGGGGCUGGCCCAAGGACGUGAACCCCCAAGAGCUGGAGCAGACCAUCCGCUUCCGGAAGAAGGUGGAGAAGGACGAGAAUUACAUCAAUGCCAUCGUGCAGCUGGGCACGAUCAUGGAGCACUGCAUCAAGCAGAACAACUCCAUCGACAUCUACCAGGAGUACUUUGACGAUGAGGACACGGCGGAGGUGAUGGAGGAAGCCCCUUCCGCUAAGACCAUCAAUGUCUUCAGGGAUCCCCAGGAAAUCAAGCGGCCCGCCACACACCUGUCCUGGCACCCCGAUGGCAGCCGGAAGCUGGCGGUGGCCUAUUCCUGCCUGAAUUUCCAACGGGCACCCCAGGGCAUGAGCAAUGAGUCCUACAUCUGGGACCUGGACAACCCCAACCGGCCGGAGAUGACCCUGAAGCCGGCCUCCCCGCUGGUCACCUUGGAGUACAACCCCAAGGACUCCCACGUGCUGCUGGGGGGCUGCUACAAUGGGCAGAUUGCCUGCUGGGACACGCGGAAGGGCAGCCUGGUGGCAGAGCUGUCCACGAUCGAGUUCAGCCACCGCGACCCCGUGUACGGCUCCAUCUGGCUGCAGUCCAAGACGGGCACCGAGUGCUUCUCCGCGUCCACCGACGGGCAGGUCAUGUGGUGGGACAUCCGGAAGCUGAGCGAGCCCACCGAGGUGGUGAUCCUGGACAUCACCCGGAAGGAGAUGCUGGAGAACGCCCUGGGGGCCAUCUCGCUGGAGUUCGAGUCGGCGCUGCCCACCAAGUUCAUGGUGGGCACCGAGCAGGGCAUCGUCAUCUCCUGCAACCGCAAGGCCAAGACGGCGGGCGAGAAGAUCGUGUGCACCUUCUCGGGCCACCACGGCCCCAUCUACGCGCUCCAGAGGAACCCCUUCUACCCCAAGAACUUCCUUACGGUCGGCGACUGGACGGCUCGCAUCUGGUCGGAGGACAGCCGGGAGUCGUCCAUCAUGUGGACCAAGUACCACAUGGCUUACCUCACGGAUGGCACCUGGAGCCCCGUGAGGCCGGCCGUGUUCUUCACCACCAAGAUGGACGGGACCCUGGACAUUUGGGACUUCGUGUUCAAGCACUGCGACCCGGCGCUCAGCCUGAAGGUGAGCGACGAGCCCCUUUACUGCCUCCGGGUGCAGGACAACGGGACCUUCAUCGCCUGCGGCUCCCAGCUGGGGACCACCACCCUGCUGGAGGUGUCCCCCGGCCUCUCCACCAUGCAGAAGAACGAGCGGAACUUGGCUUCCUCUAUCUUUGAGCGGGAGACGAGGCGCGAGAAGAUCCUGGAGGCGCGGCACCGGGAGAUGCGGCUGAAGGAGAAGGGCCGCGCGGAGGGCCGGGACGAGGAGCCGCGGGACGCGGAGCCGGCGGGCAGCCUGGACGAGCUGGUCAGCAAGGCCGAGGAGGAGUUCUUCAACGUCAUCUUCUCCGAGCUGAGGAAGAAGGAGGCGGAGGCCCUGAAGAACCAGCAAUCGGCUGCGCUGGCCCCCGUGGAGGAGGAGGAGCAGGAGCUGCAGAGCGAGGGCGAGGGCGCCCCCGAGGGCGAGGGGGACACCCACCUGGGAGACACCAACGAAGCCGAGGAGCCUUAGCCUGCACCCCCCCGCGCCCGGGAAGCCCCUCACCCCGCCCCUGGCACCGCCCGGCUUCCCCCCGUGGAGGGCUGAGUCCUCUCCCCGGUUUAUGUUUGUUUACUGGGUUUUGGGGUUGAUUUUCUGGGGAGCCACACCCAGCGGUGCUCAGGGCUGACUCCCAGCUCUGUGCUCAGGGGUCGCUCCUGGCGGGGCUCUGACCUCACGACCCCGGGACAGCCUGUGGAAGGCCAGUGCCCUAACCACUGUGCUAUCUCUCUGGCCCCUUGCUACACCUGGUGCUGGAAGCCAGGCAGGGCAGAGGCCAAACCUGGAGGAAGCCUGAAGUCCAGCUCUUGGAGUCCUCUCGGGGCCACUGGACAGAGCCCAGGCCCAGGGUGGGCCCAUGGCGGGAGGGCGGGGCAGGGCUCCCCCUCCAUCCUUUUGCCUUCGUCCCUCUCAGAUGCCCACAGGCCCAGGGGAGGCUGCCAAGGCGCCUCCUCCCGCUCUGGAAUGACCGUCGUAGCCACACACGAGUUCUGUCCAUUGUCUCCCGGGGUUUCCGCCGGGGGCGGGCACUGUAGCGCGAGCCCCAGGCUGCUCCCAGCCCUUCUCCCCGGGCGGA
Molecule: messenger RNA, 2515 nt
Organism: Sorex araneus (European shrew)
Lineage: Eukaryota; Metazoa; Chordata; Mammalia; Eulipotyphla; Soricidae
Gene: DNAI2
Product: dynein axonemal intermediate chain 2
Exons: 13
Coding region: 76-1911 (611 amino acids)
Biological process (GO): outer dynein arm assembly; cilium movement
Cellular component (GO): outer dynein arm
Molecular function (GO): dynein light chain binding; dynein heavy chain binding
Source: RefSeq, a predicted model, not a curated record